AUGAUAUUUGAUCGAUCAGUCACCACUGCACACAGAACAAAAACAGAACUAUUGCGCCAGCGAUACCAAUCACAUCAUGAGAUGCAGCACGUCAGCACUAAUGACACAGCGCUGUGUGGGCGCGGGUGCUUCUUGUUUACUGGUCUCCGCGAGCGAGACAGGCGCGGGGCCGCCGCGUUAACGCAGUUACUGCAGUUAUUGCGCCACGUGUCACAGCUGCCGCCGCUACAGAAGUGUCAGACGACGCCGCGCGCCGCAACCCCGGCCAAACCACUUGUCAAAGCAUUAGCUAUACACAACAAACUAAACUUUACUUCAAGAGCGAAGCAGUACCCAGAAGACCUGGAUGGACUCCAGGUCUUCAUUGCGGUGGAUGGAGUGGAUCUACUGGGCGACGCGUGGCUGAUACCGUCAGCGACACGUAGUAAUUGCGUUAGCGCGGCGCGCGACCGUCGCACCGCUCUCCUGGCGGCUCACCUCUGCCGAGGGGUCGGCACUCCGCGCGCUCUGUCUAACUAG
This is a messenger RNA of Spodoptera exigua (beet armyworm), 519 nucleotides long. Lineage: Eukaryota; Metazoa; Arthropoda; Insecta; Lepidoptera; Noctuidae. The record is from the annotation of a GenBank genome assembly.